Messenger RNA from Oppiella nova, 291 nucleotides. Lineage: Eukaryota; Metazoa; Arthropoda; Arachnida; Sarcoptiformes; Oppiidae. The record is from the annotation of a GenBank genome assembly.
UUUCGUAAACAACUCAAGGUUACUUUUACUGGUAAACAUUAGAAUAUUCUAUAACACUGUCUGACAGACAUUGGCUUCACUGCCGAACGCAUUCGCAUUCAUUCGCAACCCCUUUGAGUAUCGAUCGCUUCGCCGCCAAACACAUGAAAAAAGUAUAUUUACUAUUAAUUAAAUCCUAUUAUAACUACUGGUUAUCAUCGGUGAGAGACAAUGGCUUUGGACCUCUUCUCCCCGCACCGGUCGGGCCGUAACUAUUGGGAUGUGUGGCGUUGGCCGGAGAACCUAAGCGGA